CAUCUCCCUGACACUCCGCCACGGCCCUCUGCCCCUCGCCGCUGCAACUGCCUCAGCAGCACCGCAGCUACACGCCAAGCAUCUCGACUGCCUCGUGCGCGCCCGCUCCACCGCUUACCGCCGCUCCUCGCCUUCGCCAUGUCUGCGCAGCAGAGCCAGGGUAUUCAGACCCUUCUCGAGGCCGAGAAGGAGGCUGCCAAGAUCGUGGCCAAGGCCCGCACCUACCGCACGCAGAAGCUCAAGGAUGCGCGCUCCGAGGCUGCGCAGGAGAUUGAGGAGCUGAAGAACCGACGAGAGACGGAGUUCAAGAAGGCCCAGGCUGAUCACGAGGGCUCGUCUGGCCGCUCGCAGGCCUCGGUGGACAAGUCGACCGAGGAGCAGCUCAAGAAGCUCGACGAGGCCUUCGAGAAGAACCGCAAGGCCGUCGUCGACAAGCUCCUGGAGCGCAUCGUCGACGUCGAGCCGGCCACGCACCGCAACCUGCAGAAGGCCUAGGCUGCCAUGCUUCUCUCGCUCGUCCCUCAUUUCACUCAUGACCGUCUGCCAGAGACUGUUUUGUAUUGUGCCGCUGCACAGAGCGCGAGAAGGGGCAGG
Messenger RNA from Tilletiopsis washingtonensis, 594 nucleotides. Its product is annotated as H+-ATPase G subunit. Gene Ontology annotation, molecular function: proton-transporting ATPase activity, rotational mechanism. The record is from RefSeq and is a predicted model, not a curated record. Bases 139 to 495 code for a protein of 118 amino acids. Gene Ontology annotation, cellular component: vacuolar proton-transporting V-type ATPase complex. NCBI's taxonomy places the organism in Eukaryota, Fungi, Basidiomycota, Exobasidiomycetes, Entylomatales. The transcript has 4 exons. Gene Ontology annotation, biological process: proton transmembrane transport.